AUCAACAACUUCAAUUCCAAUUCCAACAUAGUUUAUGAUGGAGAUGCAAAACCUAUAAAUGAGUCCAUUACAUUCAAUGGUGAUCUUGGUUGGGCCAUUUACACCCAAGACCUCCUCCUUUGUGAUCAUACCAAUUUCAAAACCCACUUCUCAUUUCUCAUGAAAAACAACAACAAUAAUAAUAGCAAUGGAGGAUUGGCUUUUUUCCUUGCUCCAUUUGAAUUCAGCCCACCAUUUAAUUCUUCUCCUCCCUUUCUUGGUCUAUAUAAUUCCACUCAAUUAAUCCAACCAUCUCAAUCCCAAAUCCUCCAUGUAGAAUUUGACACUUUCCCAAACCCUGAAUGGGAUCCCCCAUUCAAACACAUUGGCAUCAACAAGAACUCAAUUUCUUCAUCAAUUUAUUCUCCAUGGAAUUCAACAAAUCAAAAGACCCUUGUGUGGAUUUCUUACAAUUCAACUGCUAAAAAUCUCAGUGUCUCAUUCAACAACAAUAUUUACACAACUCUUUCUCUUCAAAUAGAUCUGAUGGAGAUUCUUCCUGAAAAAGUGACAAUCGGGUUUUCAGCUGCUUUGGUUGAGGAUCUAAGCAUUGAAUAUUGGGAAUUCUCAAGUAAUUUAGAUGGAAAUUAUGAAAAUGAUAGUGAAAAAUCCACAGAUAUGAAUUUAUUAGCAGUUCUAAUAGCUUGGGUUGGUGUUUUUGUAAUAGCAAUCGUUUCCAUAAUUAUAAUUUCUUUUAUCAGAAAGAAGAAGAAAGAUGAUUAUGAAGAACAUGGAGUGAUGAAAUUGGCUUCAAUUUAUUCUGAUUUGAACAAAGAAGAAGCUUUAAAACCAAGGAGAUUCUCUUACACAUAUCUUGCUAUGGCGACUGAUAAUUUUGCAAAGAAAAGAAAAUUGGGAGAAGGAGGGUUUGGGGAAGUGUUUGAAGCUCAUUUGCCUGGUGCUAAUAAAACAGUUGCUGUCAAGAAGAUUUUCAAAAGCUCAAGACAGGUAAAAAGAGAGUACGUUAGUGAAGUCAAGAUUAUAAAUGGGAUGAAGCACAAGAAUUUGGUGCAACUUAUUGGGUGGUGCCAUGAGGGUGAUGAUAGUGAAUUUCUUCUUGUCUAUGAGUUCAUGCCAAAUGGUACUCUCCAUUCUCAUCUUUUUGGAGAUCUCCCUCCUCUCUCGUGGCCAAUCAGGUUCGUUCCAUUUUCCAUUACCACUGUACUCAAAUGUGUUAUAUAUUUUUUUUUUCUAAUGCAAAAAUUAUAUAUCAGUAGUUAUGGAAUGGUUAAUUAUAUUGCAUCAAAAUAGAAUGGCCACAAUAGAAUUAGUCACCUUAAAUAUAAAAUUUUGGCAACCUUUUGAUAACUAUUUUGUUUUAAAGCUAUUGGUUUUUAGAAGUCAAACAUAUUUCCUCUCCAUUUUUUUAUACAAUGAUCAUCUAACUGAUUCGAGUUGAAUUGUCAGUAAGAUAUCAAAAUAAAAACCAGUUUAAAAUUUAUUUGAACUUAUUUACCAUCAUUACAAUUUACUUUUUUUUUCUCUUCUUUUUUUGAGGUUGAUCUUUUUAAGUAAAACAUGGGACGGAGAUGAACCUGAGAGCUCUUGUCCUCAAGAACAAACUAAUUCCAAUUAAAGUAGGUUUAUGUUGGCAAAUUAUUUAAGCGUUUUCAAACAAAACCAUCCCUCAUGUUUGGAAUGAAAAAAGAGAAAGCACUCGACAAUGCUAAGACUCAACCAAAUCCAUUUUCUUUAUCUCACUUGUUUUUUAUUUGAGUCAGCUAUGUUAAUAACCCAAGUUUUA
Cucumis sativus (cucumber) is the source of this 1783-nucleotide messenger RNA. RefSeq names its product L-type lectin-domain containing receptor kinase IX.1-like. Gene Ontology annotation, molecular function: ATP binding; protein kinase activity; carbohydrate binding. The record is from RefSeq and is a predicted model, not a curated record. NCBI's taxonomy places the organism in Eukaryota, Viridiplantae, Streptophyta, Magnoliopsida, Cucurbitales, Cucurbitaceae. Gene Ontology annotation, cellular component: plasma membrane. The transcript has a single exon. Gene Ontology annotation, biological process: protein phosphorylation. The coding region runs from base 160 to 1290 and encodes 376 amino acids.